AUGGCUCCCCGUAUUGUUCUUAUCCGGCACGCCCAAGCGCUGCACAACGUCAACAAGGAAUAUGACAUUCACGACCCCCCUCUGACCGAGCUCGGCGUGGAGCAGUGUGCCCUCCUCCGCCAGAGUCUCCGCGACCGGUUUGCUUCUCUUCCGCUGGAGCUAGGCGAGGUGGCAAUCAUUGCAAGCCCCAUGAGGAGGACCCUGCAAACUGCCCAACUUUCCUUGGACUGGCUUGUAGAUCGAGGGAUCAAGAUAGUUGCGAACGCAGACUGGCAAGACAUCAUUGAUGUGCUUUUGACAAACAAUAUUCUGACCCAGAGUCGAUCAGAAAACUCGGAUAAGCCUUGUGAUACCGGAUCGCCCAUUCCUGAUAUCUCCGCCGAGUUCCCUUCCGUGAACUAUGAUUCCCUUGACCCCAUUUACCCCGACAAGACGAGCGCUGAGGCAACUCGCUAUGCCCACACGCGCAGCUCAAUCCUGUCCCGCGGAAAGCGUGGCCUAGCUGAUCUCUAUUCUCGCCCGGAAAAGAUCAUCUUUGUUGUUAGCCACUCUGGAUUUCUUCGGGUGGGUGUUGUGGGAUGGUGGUUCGCCAAUGCCGACUACCGUUUAUUUGACUUUGUUGCCGAGAAGGAGGGCGACGGGCAGUUUAACUUGACCCAGGAUGAGACCACACUGGCCGGAGGACUGGGACUUUCACGAACAUCGCGGGCUACGUUGGGCGAGGAUCUGCCUGAAGCUGGCCCAAGCAAGGAGAGCUCAGGACAAGUCGUGUAG
Clonostachys byssicola is the source of this 774-nucleotide messenger RNA. The record is from the annotation of a GenBank genome assembly. NCBI's taxonomy places the organism in Eukaryota, Fungi, Ascomycota, Sordariomycetes, Hypocreales, Bionectriaceae.